Angiostrongylus costaricensis is the source of this 1155-nucleotide messenger RNA. NCBI's taxonomy places the organism in Eukaryota, Metazoa, Nematoda, Chromadorea, Rhabditida, Metastrongylidae. The record is from the annotation of a GenBank genome assembly.
AUGAUUUGUAUGACCUAUAAUCCACUCUCCGUUCAGUUUCUGUUGCACGGUACAAUUGCCUUCAUGGGUUCGCUUGUUGGACAAACACUACGGAGGAUAUCAACAACGAUUUCGUUGCUUAAUACUGGAACUACUGAUGCGGAACAACCAGGUGACCGCCCUCGAGGCGUAUGGAAUCUUGAUGAGAGACCUAGUUUGAAUAUGACCGAGGAGGAGUAUGCCGCCUACUAUGAAUAUUUUUGUCAUGGUAUUCACAAACUUCUCGAAAGCGGAGUUACACUCACCACCGAUUGUGAUUUGCGUGACAAUUCGCCGUCAUCCACGUGGUAUGAUAUUUUCUCUGCAUUAGACCCGAAAUAUUACCAUCAAUAUAAUUCGGGACCAGAAAUUUACAGUCGGAAGGUAUUUAUUGGUGGCUUGCCGAUUGAUAUUGAAGAAGAUGAACUUAUUGAAGCAUUCAAUCGCUUCGGUCCAUUAGGUGUGGACUGGCCAAAUAAAAACGAAUCGAAAUGCAACUACAAACCUAAAGGUUACGCGUUCCUUAUUUUUGAUCGCGAGGCUUCAGUACGAAAAUUAGUUGAGAGCUGCACAGUAGAUGAAGAGAAGCUGUUCUACUUAAUUAAUACUCCAUUUGACACGGAGAAAUCUUUGAUUUUAAACCAGAGAGUUCAAAUUCGUCCUUGGCGCUUAGCGGAUGCCGAUUAUUUGGUUGAUGUGAAUAUACCGAUAAAUCUUCGUCGAGUGGUUUUUGUUGGUGGAGUGCCGAGACCAAUCCGUGCAGUGGAACUGGCUCAUAUCAUGGAUCGUAUGUAUGGAAGUGUAGCAUGUGCUGGCAUUGAUACCGAUGUCGAAUAUAAAUAUCCUAAAGGUGCCGGAAGAGUGGCGUUCACCAACUAUAACUCCUAUAUUAAAGCGAUUAAAGAUCGAUACGUUCAGCUGACUCAUGGUGAAAUCGAUAAAAUGGUGGAGAUAAAACCGUACGUGUUGGACGAUCAGUUAUGUGACGAAUGCAUUGAUGAAAAAAAUGGCGGGAAGCACGCACCAUUCUUCUGUCCUCAUCUCGAGUGUCUGCAGUACUACUGUGAGCCUUGCUGGACAGCGAUGCAUAGCUCUCCUUCACGAGAACAUCAUAGGCCUCUCAUAAAAGACGCAUAA